AUGUCUGUUCGUCUUCUACACCCAGAUGAGUAUGAGCUUGGCACCCGGUCUUCUCUCGACUCUCAGGGGACGUUCGAUCUCGACGAGGCCGAUUUCGAAUCACAAACCCUCCCAAAAUCCAGACUUCUUUCGCUUUCGCAUAGAUGGCCAAUACUAUUCCGACUGUUAUCCUCUACCUACUCUGGAUACCGCCGCCUGAGACCUUCGCGACCGUUACUGUCCGCUUCGAAGCGACCAGUCGGCUGCUAUCGACGUCUUCUGUUUCGCAGAUCGUGCUUUUAUCUCCAUGUUGUCGCCGGUAUAAUCUUCGCGCUCGUGGUCCUUACUUCGAUAUUUUGGCCUUCCUACACCCGGCCGUUGUCGCAUUACAAAUCCCUCCGAAACGCUGUAGAGCAAUCGACCGCACCGGGCAGGGGCAACCCUCACAACGAGAAGGUCUUUAUCGCAGCGAGCUUAUACGAUCCGAACGGGGAGCUUGCACGGGGACAAUGGGGUGCUGAAGUUUUGCAGUUGGUCGACUUACUAGGACCAGAGAAUGUGUUUUUGAGCGUCUACGAAAAUGACAGCGGGGCGGAAGGAGAGCGCGCGCUGCGCGACUGGGAGGCACAGAUCCCUUGCGACAAAUCUAUCGUGUUCGAGGAACAUAUGGAUUUGCAAAGUCUUCCUACAGUGACGGUCCCUGGUGGAUCGCACCGGGUUAAGCGUAUUGAAUAUUUGGCUGAGGUCCGGAACCGAGCCUUACGACCUUUGGACGACAAUCCGGAGAAACGGUAUAAUAAGUUACUUUAUGUAAAUGAUGUGCUUUUCAACCCGGUUGAUGCACUGCAGCUUUUGUUUUCGACUAAUGCGGGAGAGGAUGGGGUUGCUCAUUACCGGGCUGCUUGUUCCGUGGAUUUCAUCAACCCCUUCAAGUUCUACGACACGUAUGCUACUCGGGAUCUGCAGGGAUAUAGCAUGGGGCUUCCGUUUUUCCCAUGGUUUUCGGCUGCCGGAAACGGUGAUAGUCGAAAUGAUGUUUUGGCGGGAAGGGAUGCUGUGCGGGUACGCAGCUGCUGGGGAGGAAUGGUCGCCUUUGAUGCUAGAUUUUUCCAGUAUGGCGCAAAGGGGUCCACUGGAGACCAUGACUGGGAGAAGAGAAAUUCGACCCAAGAGUUGAAGUCAAGGGAAGAGAGCGGGAUAUCGCCAGUUCGCUUCCGUGCCUCUCGUGAUGUGUUCUGGGAAGCCUCGGAGUGCUGUCUCAUCCACGCCGAUCUGCAAGACGCUCCAUCGAAUGUUGAUGACCUCACGGACACUGGCAUCUACAUGAACCCGUACGUUCGGGUUGCCUAUGACAGUCGCACUUUGUCUUGGCUCGGGACCACUCGUCGAUUCGAAAAACUUUAUGCUUUUAUCCACAACAUUGGGAAUCACCUUGUUGGUCUUCCUUGGUUUAAUCCUCGCCGGGCAGAAAUUUUUGGCCAAACUGCCGAAGAAACCGUUUGGGUCCCUGAUCCUGUGGGCAAUGGAGAAGGCACAUUUCAAACAGUUGAACGUAUCGCCGGCAAAGAUGGGUUCUGCGGACGUCGUGGGCUUCAAGUAAUUGUAGAGCAUCGCGAAGAGGGCCAGAAGGGAUGGGAAAACAUUCCUGUUCCUCCAUGA
Molecule: messenger RNA, 1638 nt
Organism: Aspergillus chevalieri
Lineage: Eukaryota; Fungi; Ascomycota; Eurotiomycetes; Eurotiales; Aspergillaceae
Product: glycosyltransferase family 69 protein
Exons: 1
Coding region: 1-1638 (545 amino acids)
Source: RefSeq, a predicted model, not a curated record